CUGCUGACCGAGUCGCGGGAGAAGCAGGCGGCCAUCCUGGAUGACAUAGCCGCACUCCGAGCCGAGGCCAGCGACCUCACCCGACUCCUCCAUGAGACGGUGGACAUUGGUCAGAGGCCCGACGAUGUGCCACUGAUCAUAUGGCAGCUGAAGCUGGACAAAAGCAUUGAGCAUCUGCGCGAGGAGCUCUCGAAACGUCGGGCGGAGAUCGGGGAGCUGCUGCUCCAGCAGGAGCAGCUCUGCGAAGAGCUGGGCGCACUGCCGCUCCCUCUACUGGCGGACCCGCUGCCCCUGCCCGAUGAGAUGGACGGCUUUCGCGACCAUCUCGACAACCUGCGCUCUCAGCGCGCAGUGCGCCAGACGGAGCUGGACCAGCUGCGCAAGGCCAUCAAGCAUGACAUGAAGAUGCUCGAGCUGAUGCCCCAGACCGAUGCAGAGGAUCGCCUACUGAACGAUCUGAGCCACAAUCUAACACCAGAGACACUAGAGCGGCUGCGGCAGAUGCGCAACAGUUAUGCCGAGCAGAUCCAGGAGCUGCGCUCCAAAAUCCAUGACAUGCGCGAGAAGAUCUACGUGCUGUGGGAUCGCCUCCAGGAGACGGACGAGAGCGCCAUGCGACGAGUGCGCGAGUGCACCGAGAAUACGCAGCGCACCUAUGACAUCCUCCAUUCGGAGCUGCAGCGCUGCCAGGCACUGCGCAGCCAGAACCUCAAGACGUUCAUCGAGCAGCUGCGCGUCGAGAUAAGCAAGUGGUGGGAUCUAACGCUCAAGAGCCAGCAGGAGCGCAAGCGUUUCUCCAACUACUACAAUAAGUAUUACAACGAAGACCUGUUGGAGCUGCACGAGCUGGAGCUGGAUGAUCUGAAGAGCUUCUACACGUGCAACAAGGAGAUUUUCGAUCUGUACGAGAGCCGUGCAGAACUUUGGUCCCGCAUGCAGGCUCUAGAGGCAAAGGCCAACGUGCCGAAUCGUUUCAAAAAUCGUGGCGGCCAGCUCCUUAAAGAGGAAAAGGAACGCAAGGCCAUCUCGAAGCUGCCCAAGAUUGAGCAGCAGAUCACUGAACUGGUGCACGCCUAUGAGGUGCAAUCGCAUGGCCCGUUUCUGGUUUAUGGCGAGAACAUACUGGAGCUGAUGGCUGGCGAAUGGGAGAACUAUCGGCAGGCCAAGCAGAGCUCGGCCCGCUCAAUGUCGACCUCGACAAUGUCGUUGCGUAAGACCCCAACAAUCCAGAUAAUCACUCCCAAUAUGACCAAGAGCACUGGGAAUCUGCACAAGCGACUAAAUCCAUCAGCAGCCGCCAGCUCUUCGGGGUAUCGGCUGGCCAACAGCCAGCUGAAGGCGUCCAAGUCGCCACUAAGGCGGGUCCGCGUCCUGGACAACACAUUGCGUCGCAGCGGGGGAUUGGGCAGACGCAGCCUUGGCACACGCUCGAAAAAGAAGCCACGCACAAAAUCAGCGGUGCCGGAUACAAGAUCGCCCAGCGAUUCCGAGUAUAUGACCGAUGAGACCACUGAAAAUGACCGCGAAGCCGGGAUCUCCUAUGACGAAUUUGUGCCCACGAGUCGCUCCUCAGUGCUGCCCGUCGGCGGGCUCAGCAUCAGCGCAAUCGCGUGGCUGUGCCACGAAUUCGCCAUGUCCUCGUAA
Molecule: messenger RNA, 1644 nt
Organism: Drosophila miranda
Lineage: Eukaryota; Metazoa; Arthropoda; Insecta; Diptera; Drosophilidae
Product: protein regulator of cytokinesis 1-like
Exons: 2
Biological process (GO): microtubule cytoskeleton organization; mitotic spindle midzone assembly
Cellular component (GO): mitotic spindle midzone; cytoplasm; spindle
Molecular function (GO): microtubule binding
Source: RefSeq, a predicted model, not a curated record